Messenger RNA from Cyclopterus lumpus (lumpfish), 3943 nucleotides. RefSeq names its product mannosyl-oligosaccharide 1,2-alpha-mannosidase IA. The record is from RefSeq and is a predicted model, not a curated record. The transcript has 12 exons. Gene Ontology annotation, molecular function: mannosyl-oligosaccharide 1,2-alpha-mannosidase activity; calcium ion binding. Lineage: Eukaryota; Metazoa; Chordata; Actinopteri; Perciformes; Cyclopteridae. Bases 1244 to 3178 code for a protein of 644 amino acids. Gene Ontology annotation, biological process: carbohydrate metabolic process; N-glycan processing. Gene Ontology annotation, cellular component: Golgi membrane; extracellular exosome; endoplasmic reticulum.
UCUCUCUCUCCCUCCAUCUCCCUCUGUCGCUGUCUCUCUCUCUCUCUGUCUCUCUCUCUCUGUCUCUCUCUCUCUCCCCCUUUUACGCAAGCGGACGUCCACGGCGCGGCGACACAAGUGCGCACUACAGGCGAGAGUGCGAGGCGGACGGACGGACGGACGGACGGACGGACGGACGGGGCGGCGGGUACCGGAGCGACGACGCGGCGGUGUAUCUGUCUUGUUGGAGACCCGGGGACCGGACGCUGGAUUUGUUUAUUCUCUGGAUUUGCUCCCGGGGCUGGGAUAACUUCGCAUGGGACACAACCCGCCUCAUUUAAUGUCAUCCACCGAAUUGUUCCACCCGGAGUGUUGACGCCAGUUGUGGUGUGUUUGUGUGUGUGUGGGGGGGGGGGGGGCGAUUGACAGAUCGGCGACAUGAAUACACACGCGACAUGAAUACACACGCGACAUGAAUACACACGCGACAUGAAUACACACGCCGGGUAGAUGCAAAACACAAAGGCGGUCUUUAAACGUGAUCUGACGGGUGGGUGGGGGGCACUGUGAUGCAGCAACGUGGGUCGGUUUAAAACGGAGACGAGGAAAGAGAUGCUCCGCUGCACGCUGGAGGUUUCGCAGCGCGGAGGUUCAGUCUGUUGUUGACGAUCUGAACUGCGUGGAAUAUAAUGCCUCGGGACGCAACUUUGUCCACAGAGCCGACAAGACGACCGCGGCACGUUUGAUCAUAUCUGACCAAAAGUGAUCUAUUCGCGAGCGCCCGCCCCCCCCCCCCCCCCUGGCGGGCGUGCUGUUAGUUCUCCUGUUCUUCUUGAAUAUAGCUCAGCCGAUGCUAUUUCUCCGUGAGCCCAGCGCUGCUUUACGGUUCACAUCAACUCCAAACCCCCGCAUCCUUAUCGAUGUCCGUGUUUGUGUUAAAUGUCGAACUGGAUGAGCCCCCCCCCACCCCCGCCCCCAAAAGCUCUGAAGCCGUGUUGUCAAAUGAUCGGUUCAUUGUAGGCAGGCCUAACCUUCGCUUAUGCGGAUACAAUCGAUAGCGAGAUAAGAACUGUUCCGGAGGCAGUUUAUUCAACUCUGUAAGGGACAACGGGGGUGUGUUUUAAAAUCACGCAUAUCCUUCUUUUCUUUUUUUUUGAACACAUGCCCCGACGCGGCAGAGAGUGCUCAGUAGAGACUCAAAAAACACUGCGUGGAGAGAAAGGAAGAAAUCCAGUAUAGCACAUCGUCUCAAGAAAAAGUUUCGAUGGUUUUCCGAAAGUUGCCCGGCGUGUCGGCGUCGGGCAUGGGUCUGCGCCUGUCGCAGAAGUUCGUGUUUCUGCUCUUCCUCUCCGGUUUGGUGACGCUCUGUUUCGGGGCCCUUUUCUUUUUGCCCGACUCCGUCCGACUAAAGCGCAUCUUUUUAUCCAAGACCGAGACCCAGCCCGUCACCGUGGGCUCCGGGUCCGAGAACGAUGCCCGGGAACCCUUGAAACGACCCAAGGACCCGGAGCCCCCGCGGGGCAUGACCCCGGCCAGAGGGGAGACCAGCACCAAGCUGAAGAACCUGAGCCGCAAGCCGACCGUGUCUCGCGAGGCGACCGAGGAGCGGCUCGCCGCGGGGAAAGCGCUGGAGGACUUCACUCUGCCCAGGUCCAGGACGGAGUCCGCCUCGGCGAAGGCGACCUCCUUCGCCCGCGGCGCCCCCUCGGAGCCUUUCAGUUACGGCAAAUUCAAAGGGUGUCUGCUCAAACCCCCGCUGGGACGAGACAGCGGCCGGCCGGCCGACCCCGAGACCAACGAGCGCCGCGAGAAAGUCAAAGAGAUGAUGAAGUUUUCCUGGGACAACUACAAGAGCUACGCCUGGGGCAAGAAUGAGCUCCGGCCUCUGACGAGAAACGGGCACAUUGGCAACAUGUUUGGUGGCCUGAGAGGAGCCUCCAUCAUUGACUCACUGGACACACUAUAUAUCAUGGGACUGAUGGAAGAAUAUAACGAUGCCAAGGAGUGGGUGCAGACCAGCCUGGACUUAAACUCUAACGGUGAGGCGUCCCUGUUUGAGGUGAACAUCCGUUACGUUGGCGGCUUGCUGGCGGCGUACUACCUGACAGGAGAGGAGAUGUACAAAAGUAAAGUGAUGGAACUGGGAGAGAAGCUGCUGCCUGCCUUCAACACGCCAACCGGAAUCCCUCGAGGAGUCAUUAACCUGGGGAGCAGUGGCACCAGUUGGAGUUGGGGCUGGGCCUCAGCUGGGAGCAGCAUCCUGGCUGAGUUCGGGACUCUUCAUCUCGAAUUUGUCCAUCUGUCGGAGCUCUCCAGGAAUCCCAUCUACACAGAGAAGGUGAUGAACAUCAGAAAACUACUGAACAAGAUUGAAAAACCCCACGGCCUGUACCCCAACUUCCUCAGUCCAGUCAGCGGCAACUGGGUCCAACAUCACGUUUCCAUCGGAGGCCUCGGGGAUAGUUUCUACGAGUAUCUGAUCAAAUCAUAUCUGAUGUCAGACAAGACGGACGAGGACGCAAAGAAAAUGUACUACGGCGCGCUGGAGGCGAUUGAAGCCAAUCUGGUGCAAAAGUCCCCCGGGGGUCUCACCUACAUGGCCGAGUGGAGGGGAGGGAUCCUGGACCACAAGAUGGGCCACCUGGCCUGCUUCUCCGGGGGCAUGAUCGGCAUCGGGGCCGACGACGGCGCGCCGGAGAAGAGGCAACACUUCCUGGACCUGGCUGCUGAGAUCACACACACAUGCCACGAGAGCUACACUCGCUCAGCCACCAAGCUCGGACCUGAGGCGUUCAGAUUUGACGGCGGAGGAGAAGCAACCGCAACCAGGCUGAGCGACCGAUAUUACAUCCUACGACCGGAGGUCAUCGAGAGCUACAUGUAUAUGUGGAGACUGACCCACGACCCCAAGUACAGAGAGUGGGGUUGGGAAGCUGUUGAGGCCCUGGAGCAACACUGCAGAGUGGAGUCUGGCUUCUCCGGGAUCCGUGACGUUUACUCCAUGACAGCCAGCCACGAUAACAUGCAGCAGAGCUUCUUCCUCUCAGAGACACUCAAGUAUCUGUACCUGCUCUUCUCUGAUGACGACCUUCUCCCACUGGAGGACUGGGUCUUUAAUACAGAAGCCCAUCCGCUGCCCAUCAUCCGCAAGAGCUGCAUGCAGGACGAAGCGACGCUGGGCAAGACGGUCUCCGAAUGAGGCUGAACGCGACCAACAACCGAGACAGGCGCAUUUGCACAGUUCAUGUGUACACACAGAGUCGCACCAACAUGGCAAACACCAAUUCGAUGUCGGUUCAGAGUCUUUUCAGGAGCGCGUUAUGGACUCUCAAUUCCUUUCCAGUAAAGGACGCCGUCGUUUUACGCUGUGAUUGUAUAUCCUUUUCGCCGGGGGUUACUCCCUGCUGGCAAUUUUAUUUUUGUGAACAAUCAAGACACACAUGACUUUAAUGAAAAGAGCACCUUUUUCUUUCCUUCUUUCCUCCGUGAGGAAACCAGUAUAACUUGCAGACCCAAAUGUAGUGGGAGGAGUUGUUACUUAUGGGUCAUAUUGUUAGAAAGAGAGAGAAACGUAUUGAAGACCACUUGAGUUUUGCUCUUUAAGUUUGUUGUUUCGUUAAUCUUAAGUGAUGAAUGUUUUCCUUUUAUUGUCAUUGCAUCUUUUCCUUUGUGAGUACACUCUUUGACCAAAGGUUUCUUUGCAUUUUUAUUUCCCUCUUUCCAGUAAUGUGUUUUUCGUGAGUUUUGACUGAAAGUAAAAACUAGGCUUGAUUUGUAAUGAAUAUUGAUUAAUGUACAGGCAAACACAAACAUGUGAUUCUCAAAUUCACCUCCAAACUAAUGUUGAUGUCAUGUUUCUUACUGAAACAAGCUUGAAUGAAUUUCUUAAAAGUUCGGAGGUGUCAGGAAAGUGGCAGUGUAUGCCACAAUGCAUCCAGGGACAAUUAAAAAAAGAAUAAUGUUG